AUGGCUGCUGCAAGGAGAGAAUACACCCAACGGGAGUAUGCAGAAAUGCAUUAUCUGUAUGGCUUUUGCGACGGCAAUGCUCGGGCUGCUGCCAGGGAAUAUCGUCAACGCUACCCUAGCCGUGAUCGUUUUUCAGACUACAGGGUCUUUAUGCGCGUACAUAAUUCGUACACGGAGGGAGUCUUACCCGGUCAGCACGCUCCGAGAGCAGGCAGACCAGCGGUGCGAUUUGAAAAUGGAAAUGAAGUGCUGAGAGAAUUAAGAUUGGAUCCUGGUAUAAGUCAACGCCAAAUAUCCCGUAAUCUCGGGAUUACAAGGUCGACGGUGCAACAAAUCAUUAAAAGAAAGAAAUAUCACGCCUACCACGUGCAAAGGGUGCAAGCUUUGGCGCCUGGUGACUAUGAACCUAGAGUGAGGUUUUGCAGAGAGAUGCUAAGAUAUCACAGAGAGGAUCCGCAGUUCUUCAACAAGGUAUUAUGGACGGAUGAAUCAAAUUUUAGAAGAAUGGGAGUAUUUAAUAUCCACAACCUACAUUUUUACUCCAGAGUGAACCCCCAUAUCAUAAGAAAUGAUCGAUUCCAGCAUCUGUUUGGUAUAAACAUGUGGGCUGGUAUAAUUGGCCAGCAGUUGGUGCUGCAUGAAAUGCCAGCAAGGCUGAAUGGUGCUCUGUAUUUAAAUUUUUUACAAAAUAAUUUAAACCGAAUUCUUAACGAAGCUGAGGUUCCAGAAGCAAGAAUAGCAGAAAUGUGGCUGCAACACGACGGCGCCCCGCCUCACUACGCUCGAGCAGUUCGAGAUCAUUUGAACGAGCGCUUCCCCAACCGGUGGAUUGGUCGAGGCGGACCUAUUGCGUGGCCACCCCGGUCGCCCGAUUUAAAUCCAUUAGAUUUUUUUCUUUGGGGCUAUUUUAAAGAAAUAGUUUAUCAAGGAGAGAACAAUAGCGAACAAGAGUUACGACAAAAGCUCGAAUUUGCUAGGGUGCAAGUUAUUAACAACAGAGGUGCAUUCCGUAGGUUACGUAGGAAUUUUAUUAGACGGUGCAGAUUAUGUGUUAUGGUCAGAGGUAGGAAUUUUGAGCAUUUAUUGUAA
This is a messenger RNA of Parnassius mnemosyne (clouded apollo), 1089 nucleotides long. Lineage: Eukaryota; Metazoa; Arthropoda; Insecta; Lepidoptera; Papilionidae. The record is from the annotation of a GenBank genome assembly.